AUGAAUAUUGUCGAAUGGGCAUUUGGAAAACGUAUGACCGCAGCAGAGCGGCUCAGAAAACAUCAGAGAUCUCUCGAGAAGACGCAGCGGGAACUGGACCGCGAACGAGUCAAGCUUGAGAACCAGGAGAAGAAGUUGAUACAGGAGAUCAAGAAGAGUGCGAAGAAUGGGCAGAUGGGAGCAUGCAAGAUCCAGGCAAAGGAUCUGGUGCGGACGAGGAGAUACAUUGAAAAGUUCUACUCCAUGAGGACACAGCUGCAGGCUAUUUCGUUGAGAAUCCAGACUGUCCGCACGAACGAGCAGAUGAUGCAGGCGAUGAAGGGUGCGACAGGUGUCCUGGGCAACAUGAAUCGAAGCAUGAACCUACCGGCUUUACAGCGGAUAGCGAUGGAGUUCGAGAAGGAGAACGAUAUCAUGGACCAGAGACAAGAGAUGAUGGACGAUGCGAUCGACGAUGUAACCGGCCUUGAAGAUGAAGCCGAGGGAGAGGAGGUAGUGGAACAAGUUUUGGAAGAAAUUGGAAUUGACCUCAAGAAUGCUAUGGGAGAGACUCCUUCCGGCCUUCAAAGUACCGCUGUGCCAGAAGGACGAGUCGCACAAGCUAUCGGCGGUGGUCCUGGUGGAGGUGAUCCAGGAGAUAAUGAUCUCCAAGCCAGAUUGGACAGCUUGAGAAGAUGA
Messenger RNA from Cadophora gregata, 678 nucleotides. RefSeq names its product ESCRT-III subunit protein did4 (gene DID4). The transcript is spliced from 4 exons. The coding region runs from base 1 to 678 and encodes 225 amino acids. Gene Ontology annotation, cellular component: ESCRT III complex; multivesicular body. The record is from RefSeq and is a predicted model, not a curated record. NCBI's taxonomy places the organism in Eukaryota, Fungi, Ascomycota, Leotiomycetes, Helotiales, Ploettnerulaceae. Gene Ontology annotation, biological process: endosome transport via multivesicular body sorting pathway; protein transport; late endosome to vacuole transport.